UCGAAGCCGGCCCUCGUGGGCGGGGUUUUUGCGGGAGCGAAUCCUCGAGGCCGGGGCCUCUGGGGCCUGCGCGUGGAUGUGCCCUUCGGCCGCACUGGGACGUGUGCGGACAGCUGCGAGGCUCCUUCGUUGCAGGGCUCGGUUCCACUCCGCUCAGGGCACAACAUGCCAACUACCAAGCAGCUAGCUGACAUUGGCUACAAGACCUUCUCGGCCUCCAUGCUGCUGCUCACCGUGUAUGGGGGUUACCUGUGCAGCGUCCGCGCGUACCGCUACUUACAGCUGCGCAGCUCCAGGCGCCAGGCCGCUGAAGACCAGAAGACCUCCACCUCGGGAGUCCUGUAGAGCUGCGGGCUUGCUCCGCAGCAAUGAGGCAUGGCAAAGAUCUCACUUGCGAAUCAUUUGGGCCGAGAACUAGGACCUUGAUGGAUUUCAAACCCUGCUGGAGGAAAGUACCCCAUAAUGUCUCUAUUACUACUACUGUGAGCCAGUUGGACAGUUGUGGAGACUUCUGAACGAAGAAUAAAUGGGAAUGUGAGGGUACAUUACACACAUUAAAUAUA
This is a messenger RNA of Jaculus jaculus (lesser Egyptian jerboa), 563 nucleotides long. Its product is annotated as cytochrome c oxidase assembly protein COX14. Bases 166 to 345 code for a protein of 59 amino acids. Gene Ontology annotation, cellular component: mitochondrion. NCBI's taxonomy places the organism in Eukaryota, Metazoa, Chordata, Mammalia, Rodentia, Dipodidae. The transcript is spliced from 2 exons. Gene Ontology annotation, biological process: mitochondrial respiratory chain complex IV assembly. The record is from RefSeq and is a predicted model, not a curated record.